AUGAGUUCAAAAUCUGAUCAUGAUACUUUAGUUGAAAUGGGAUUUCCACCUGAUAAAGUGGCACGAGCCUUUCAAGCAACCAAAGGAGCAGGUUUGCAACCUGCAAUGGAUUGGUUACUUUCUCACCCCGGAGACCUUGACGAACCGGCAGGUGGACAAUCUUUAGGUGGACAACCUAGUGGAGAAGCAUCAGGAAGUGUAGCGAUAGCUUCGUCUUCUGGAUAUAGAGAUCCGAGUUUAGACGGAGAAAUUCAAGAUGGAGAACAAACAGCACAAUCAUUAAAAUGUGAUGAUUGUCAAAAAUUGUUUCGCGAUGGAGUUGCUGCGGAACGUCACGCAUCCAGAUCAGGACACGUAAAUUUUUCCGAAUCAACAACCCCUAUCAAGCCACUUACAGAGGAAGAGAAGGUGGCUAAACGCGAAGAGCUGAAGAGAAUUUUAGCCGAAAAAAAGGAAUUGCGCCUUCUUCAAGAAAAGGAAGAAGAGAAACGUCGGGAAAAGGUCCGAAGAAAGACAGGUAAAGAUUUAACCGAAGCUAAAGAAAAGUUGGAAGAAAAAGAAAUGCAAAAGAUAUUGUUGGCUAAAAAGAAGGAGAAAGAAGAAGAAAGGCUAGCAAAGGCUAAAAUAAAAGCACAGAUUGAAGCUGAUAAAAAAGAACGUACGGCCAAACGUGAAGCUGCUAAACAGGCGGCCCUCGAUGAACAAAAAAAAGAAGCUUCUGAAUCCUCUCUCGCCCCAAAAGAAUAUACCGAAGCACGAUUGCAGAUUCGACAACCUUCAGGUUCUCCUAUUAUUCACACUUUUCAAGCUACGGAUACUUUGGAAGUAGUAUAUGAGCUUGUUGGGCAGCACGUUCCCGGAUCUUUUAAAUUGAUGACAACUUUUCCAAGGUUACUAGAAUUCAACGAAAUACAAGUAAAUUAUUUUAUCUUCAGCUCUAACAUGUAUGAUUUUGUUGCCUUGUAG
This is a messenger RNA of Funneliformis geosporum, 966 nucleotides long. NCBI's taxonomy places the organism in Eukaryota, Fungi, Glomeromycota, Glomeromycetes, Glomerales, Glomeraceae. The record is from the annotation of a GenBank genome assembly.